AGUGAAAGGGUAUGAACCAGGAAAAGUGUAAAGAGAUGUAGGUCCCCAUAAAUCAAAGCUUACGUAAAGGCAAAAGAAGGAAAAAAAAGUAGAGAUUAACCGUAACCCAAGUUUUAUACUAUAAUUAGUAGCAGAAAACCAACCAACUCAAUCUUAAAAUACCAUUCUUUCUCUUUCUCUCUCUGCAAAACUCCUGAUCAUCAUCAACUGGAAAAAAAAAUGUCGACAAUUGCUGCAGAACCACUCCUUCACUUAGCUCUGAGACAACCUACACCCAAAAUUCAACCAAUUAAAUCUCGGAAAAAUUUACCCUUUUCACUGAAUUUCAGUUCAAGAGCAAGCAAAAUUAGAGGGAGUUUUUCUAGCAAUAGUAUUCAAAAAAGUGUCUCUGUUGCUCAUUGUACUGCAACUACAACUCUUGCGCAAAUUUCUGAACCUACUGAAGUUGUUUACAGUGAAGAAUUUGAGUUGCCAAGGUUAAAUAAGGUGGAGGGCAAGAUAUGUGUUAGACUGGAUCAAAAAGAUGGAGAUGAUUGGCAGUUGACAGUUGGGUGCACUCUUCCGGGGAAAUGGGUACUGCACUGGGGUGUGCAUUAUGUGGGUGAUGUUGGAAGUGAGUGGGAUCAACCUCCAAACGAAAUGAGGCCUCCAGGUUCGGUUGCUAUAAAGGACUAUGCUAUAGAGACGCCAUUGAAACAAUCAUCUUCCUCUGAGGGCGAGGACUGCCUUCAUGAAGUGAACAUCAAUUUCAAUUGCAAUAGUAAUAUUGCGGCGAUCAACUUCGUGUUGAAGGAUGAAGAAGCUGGGUCAUGGUAUCAGCACAAAGGGAGGGAUUUUGUGGUGCCUCUUGUUGAUAAUCUCCGUGAUGGAGACAAUGUCAUUGGAAAGAAGGGCCUUAGUUCAUGGCCAGGAAAUUUGUCUCACAUGCUUUUGGAAGGUGAAGCACCGCAGAGUGUAGCUGAAGGCAGUGGUGAAGCAUCUCCUGAGCCCACUUUAGCAAAUAGGUUACUUGAAGGGUUUUAUGAAGAGCAGCCUAUAGUGAAAGAAGUUCCUGUUUGCAAUUCACUAUUUGUCUCUGUGAGAAAGUGCCCAGAGACAGAUAAGAAUCUAGUCUCUGUAGAAACCGAUUUGCCCGGGGAUGUUGUACUUCACUGGGGAGUAUGUAGAGACAACCCAAAGGAAUGGGAAGUACCAGCGGCACCACAUCCACCAAAUACUGAAGUGUUUAAGAAUAAGGCAAUGCGUACGAAAUUGCAGACUAAAGAGGAUGGAUUUGGAUCUAAAGGAUUGUUUACUUUAGAUAAUGAAAUCACUGGAUUUCCUUUUGUGCUGAAGUUGAAUGAUGACAAGUGGUUGAACAAUAGGGGAAAUGAUUAUUUUAUCCCUCUGUCUGGAACACAUAAUAAAGGUGGUUCAUCGGCUGAAAUAGAGAAGAAUGUCUCUUCGGAAGUGUUGUCUGGUCCCAUAAGGGAUGAAAACCCACCAGUGGAAAAUCAAGAAGCUCAUACAACUCCUUUUACGGACGAUAUCAUAAAAGAGAUCCGGAAUUUAGUUACUGGCAUCUCAUCUGAAACAAAAUGGAAGACUAAAAGUAAAGAAGCACAGGAAGAUAUUCUCCAAGAGAUUGAAAAGUUGGCUGCUGAAGCAUAUGGUAUCUUUAGAAGCUCCAGUAUGACUCUUUCUGAGGAAGCUGUUGCAGGAUUUGAAGAAAUAGAACUCCCAGUCGAGAUUUGCUCUGGGACAGGUACUGGAUUCGAAAUAUUAUGUCAAGGAUUCAAUUGGGAGUCUCAUAAAUCUGGAAGAUGGUAUAUGGAGCUCCAGGACAAAGUUUCAGAGUUGUCUUCGCUUGGUUUUACUGUAAUUUGGUUGCCACCGCCUACUGAAUCUGUAUCACCUGAGGGUUACAUGCCAAAAGAUCUUUAUAACUUAAAUUCAAGAUAUGGUACAGUUGAUGAGUUGAAGACUGUUAUCAAAAGUUUCCAUCAAGUUGGUAUUAAAGUUCUUGGUGACGCUGUUAUAAAUCAUCGUUGUGCACACUCCAAGAACCAAAAUGGUGUCUGGAAUAUUUUUGGAGGCCGUCUUAACUGGGAUGAUCGUGCAGUUGUUGCUGAUGAUCCUCAUUUCCAGGGUAGGGGCAAUAAGAGUAGUGGAGAUAACUUCCAUGCUGCACCAAACAUUGAUCAUUCACAAGAGUUCGUAAGAAAUGAUCUUAAAGAAUGGCUGGGCUGGCUGAGGAAAGACAUAGGCUAUGAUGGCUGGAGGCUUGACUUUGUUCGAGGAUUCUGGGGUGGUUAUGUCAAAGAUUACAUCGAUUCUAGUAAACCUUACUUUGCUGUCGGGGAAUUCUGGGAUUCACUUAGUUAUACAUAUGGAGAGAUGGAUUACAAUCAAGAUGCUCAUAGACAGAGGAUUGUGGACUGGAUCAAUGCUACUGGUGGAUCUGCAGGUGCUUUUGAUGUCACCACAAAAGGGAUUCUUCACUCUGUGCUGGAGAGAUGUGAAUAUUGGCGUUUAUCAGAUCCAAAAGGAAAACCGCCUGGGGUUGUUGGCUGGUGGCCUUCUCGUGCUGUUACCUUUAUUGAGAAUCAUGACACCGGUUCCACUCAGGGUCAUUGGAGAUUUCCUGGUGGCAAGGAAAUGCAAGGGUAUGCUUACAUCCUGACUCACCCUGGAACACCAGCAGUUUUCUAUGAUCACAUCUUUUCAAACUACAAACAUGAAAUUUCUACGCUCAUCUCUGUCAGAAAUAGAAAGAAGAUAAACUGCAGGAGCAUUGUUAACAUACACAAAGCAGAGAGGGAUGUAUAUGCAGCAAUCAUAGAUGAUAAAGUAGCCAUGAAGAUCGGACCUGGCCAUUAUGAGCCGCCAAGCGAGUCCCAGCAAUGGAGCUUGGCUAUCGAGGGUAAUGAUUACAAGGUUUGGGAAGCAUUGUGAGUACUCAGCUCGUUUUUCUUCAAGUGAGUUGGGAAGCAUUUCAUGAUGGAUUUUCUCAAUGUAGAUCCUGUUAAGUAAAAACCAUCACAACUUCUCGGGAUCUAUAACAUUAUAACUGUACAGGAAACCCAGAAAGAUGGGGUUUCGAGAUGAUUGAAAUUUGCAUUGCAGUGAAGUGGACCUAUUCUAGCCCUUUACUGCCUAAGGAAGAACAUGAUGUCUUCGACGAGUAAUUGUUGGAUGUGUAUGUGAUCUGUCUAUACAUUUUUUCAUAAGAGGAAGCAUAGAGGAGCGCUAGUUGAUUUUGUACUGGCACAAUUUCGUACUAUUUUCAUUUAAACAAGACACUCAUGUUUAAAUGGGUUGUAUCUUUGUCCUCUUAUGUACACUAUCUUCUCAUUAUAUUUCAUUGGCUUAUCUA
Beta vulgaris subsp. vulgaris (sugar beet) is the source of this 3355-nucleotide messenger RNA. Its product is annotated as alpha-amylase 3, chloroplastic. The record is from RefSeq and is a predicted model, not a curated record. Gene Ontology annotation, molecular function: calcium ion binding; alpha-amylase activity. Gene Ontology annotation, biological process: carbohydrate metabolic process. NCBI's taxonomy places the organism in Eukaryota, Viridiplantae, Streptophyta, Magnoliopsida, Caryophyllales, Amaranthaceae. The transcript has 13 exons. Bases 220 to 2934 code for a protein of 904 amino acids.